AUGUCGACCAUACCUCUAGAGCAGAUUCCAACUCUGACCCUCCUAUACAAGCUCAAAAAGCUACAAGCUUCGUCCGAUCCGGUCGAUGCGAAUGCGACUUCGCGCUUCAACGACAAGAUUUCCCUCAUUCGCAACGACAUCACCAAGCUCGAAGUUGAUGCGAUCGUUAAUGCAGCUAACGAGUCUCUUCUUGGAGGUGGUGGAGUUGAUGGUGCCAUACAUCGAGCCGCCGGUCCAGAACUGCUAGAAGAGUGCGAAACAUUAGAUGGGUGCGAUACAGGGUCGGCCAAGAUCACGGGUGCCUACGAGCUUCCAUGCAAGAGAGUCAUUCACGCCGUCGGACCGGUGUAUUGGAGGACGAAAAACCAGGGCAAGCACACGAGUCUCUUACAAGGAUGUUACACAACGAGCCUUGAUCUUGCUGCUGCCAAGAGUUGCAAGAGUAUCGCCUUCAGCGCUCUGAGCACAGGUGUUUAUGGUUAUCCGAGCGACGAGGCUGCGGAGACGGCCAUCCAGGCAGUCAAGGGCUGGCUAGAAGCUGAUGAGGCUCGAGCGGACAAGAUCGAGAGAGUCAUCUUCUGCCAGUUCAUGCAGAAGGACGUUGAUGCGUACGACGAGUACAUUCCAAAAUACUUUCCGCCAUCGGAGACUGCAGCCGAAGAAGCUGAUGAGUCUGGCGAAGCCGAGACAGCACGACCAGAUGGCGAAGCAACGGAAAAGGAUGACAGCGCAAUUCCAGACUUGCCUGAUGUGCCGACCAAGGAGCCAAAGCAGCCAGACGAGCCAGAGCCUAAGAAGCAGAAGCUCGACGAGACUGCCAAGGGUUGA
Messenger RNA from Pseudocercospora fijiensis CIRAD86, 828 nucleotides. RefSeq lists its product as uncharacterized. The transcript has 2 exons. The coding region runs from base 1 to 828 and encodes 275 amino acids. The record is from RefSeq and is a predicted model, not a curated record. Lineage: Eukaryota; Fungi; Ascomycota; Dothideomycetes; Mycosphaerellales; Mycosphaerellaceae.